GGAUAAAAAGGGUAAUCAUCCCCGCAAAGGCUGUGGCAGGAAAAACCUAUCCAAGUGAAAGAGAUAGAAGAUGGGAUUUGGAGAAGUCUAUGCCCUAAUUACCCUUUUCCAGAGAACUGAGCAAGACCAAGACGAUCAUCUAUCACAUACCAGGGAAGAAAGCAGGUGAUGAUACGUAAGAGGCCAGAAGCUCUAUAUUCUUAACUUGUUCUAUAUUCUUAGUUACAUAUACAUAGAGAGAGGGAUCAGAGAUGUGCGGGAAGAAGCUGGAAGAAGAUCGAGGAGAGUGUUCUCAAACUGUCGAUAACAUAAACAUGAUACAAAGCUUCCAAGAACAGUUGUUUCAUCAACAACAGCAGCAGAUCAUGUUGCAACAUCAACAGCAGAACAGUGACAUAUAUGGAGGUGGGAGAGGAUUGAUUUUCCCUCAAGUUUCACCAAUCAGCUUGCAGCCAUGGCCUCUGCCUCCGGUCCACGCCUUCAGCCCGGCCGGCCACUUCGCCACAAAUCCGGUCCGAGAUCACCACGACCCACUUAAUAUUGUCCCUCCUACACCAUCAUCGUUUGCGGGUUUAUUCAACAGGAGACCUCCUCCUGAUCAUCUACAGUUUGCCUAUGAUGAUCAUGGUCCAUCAUCAGACCAUCUCCGAAUCAUAUCUGACACCCUAGUGCCCCAACCCGGUUCAGCUCCUUUUGGGCUUCAAGCCGAGUUGGGCAAGAUGACUGCCCAAGAAAUCAUGGAUGCCAAGGCUCUCGCAGCUUCUAAGAGUCACAGUGAAGCUGAGAGGAGGAGAAGAGAGAGAAUCAACAACCAUCUUGCAAAGCUUCGCAGCUUAUUACCCAAUACUACCAAAACAGACAAAGCCUCAUUGUUAGCGGAAGUAAUACAACACGUUAAAGAGCUUAAGCGUCAGACUUCUUUGAUAGCGGAAACGAAUCCAGUACCCACUGAAGUGGAUGAGCUAACUGUUGAUACAUCGGACGAGGACGGUAAGUUUGUUAUCAAAGCCUCACUUAGCUGCGAGGACAGGUCUGAUCUCUUGCCUGACCUAAUCAAGACUUUGAAAUCUUUACGUUUAAGAACUUUAAAAGCCGAGAUUACAACACUUGGGGGACGUGUAAAGAACGUGCUGUUGGUUAGUGGGGAUGAGGAUUCAAUUUCGAGUAGUACUAGCGGCGAGAAACAACAACAACAGCAACAACGACAUUGUAUAAGUUCAAUUGAAGAAGCUCUGAAGGCAGUAAUGGAGAAGACUGCUGGGGACGAGUCUUCUUCAGGGAGUGUUAAAAGACAAAGGACUACUAAUAUCAAUAUCCUCGAACAUAGCUAGGUCGCUUUGCUUUACUAUGGCCUUACACAGCUUCUUGUGAUCUUAUUCGUCUUCUUCUUUCACCUUUUCUUUAAUUUGGGAGUGUGGCAUUUGGUGUGUUUAUAUUUAUUUCCUCCAAUGAACAAUUCAGAAAUGAUAGUAUGUUUCGUGUA
Messenger RNA from Juglans regia (Persian walnut), 1483 nucleotides. RefSeq names its product transcription factor bHLH30-like. Bases 252 to 1331 code for a protein of 359 amino acids. Gene Ontology annotation, biological process: regulation of DNA-templated transcription. Gene Ontology annotation, molecular function: DNA-binding transcription factor activity; protein dimerization activity. The transcript has 3 exons. NCBI's taxonomy places the organism in Eukaryota, Viridiplantae, Streptophyta, Magnoliopsida, Fagales, Juglandaceae. The record is from RefSeq and is a predicted model, not a curated record.